GCAGUAGUACUUGAACUUGUCCCCACCUCCUCUCCCCCCCCCCCCCCUCCCCACAACCACCUCCCACCCCCUUUAUAACACAAAGUAUCCUUGAAUGUAUGUAUUUAAAGUCUAUUUAUAUUUUGAUACCUAGAAACAUGAUGUAACGAGACUAGUUUCAUGGAAGUUAAAAGUUUUCCUUAUUUAACAAAAGACGAAGGCCUUGAAGAUAUCGCUUUACUUACGUUGAAGUAUGACUAAAUGUUAUCUACAAGUUUGUUAUUUCAGUGUUUUGUCUACACGAAAAUGAUUAACCUGUUAUCUAAUCGAGACGGUGUAUACAUACGUGAUCAAAUCAAUUCGGUGAUGGUUAAGCGAGUAUGUCAACAACAAGGAAGCAAAUUGGAAAUAAAAAUAUUUAUAAACGCAUAUCUGAAAGAAGCUUAUGACUUUUUCACCGUUUCUUAAUUAUUUAUAUAUACAUUUAUUAUACAUUUUGUAUCAACGCACAAAAACAUUUAGUUCUUAAUUAUAGACAUCAUUUUAAUCAUUUUAUUGCAGUUGCCGGUGAACCGAACAUUUAACUUACUUCAAUAAUACUUUUUAGAUAUUAUAUGAAUGUCGAGUGUGAAUUACACGUUGCAUUUCUUUCGCUAUUUAGAUAUUUAUUUGUUAGGCAAUAUUUACGGCUUUGUUUGUAAUCGUUCAGUUUCCAUGAACCCCGAGAAAAAAAUAAUUUCUUUAUGUUAAUUUGUAAACAAGAUUUUAUCAUACACUCCACAAAUUAUGUUGUAUUUAACAUUAAAAUCAGCUUCCAGGCUAUUCUGUUCACCAUAGGAGAUAAUUGUGUAUUCAUCUAAGAAACGUUCUCCCUGACUGUAUGCGUACCUCGUCAAAACAACGGCCCGUUAUCACUAAGCAGCGUUGUUGUAACUUUGGCGCAUUUCCUUUCGAUCAUUAUUUAUACAAAAUGAACGUCAUGAUUUUCAAUGGAAAAGUAUAGAAUGUAUGAAUGUAAAUAUAGUCGUUUGGCACCGUAAAUAUUACAUGAGACAGAAGAAAAUCGACAUAUCGUAAAUGUUUUAAAAUAUGUAUUUUCUACAAUAAAUACUGUAGAUCCGUGGAAACUGCUUUUCCGAACUGUCAAACGUAUCUAAACUUCCUUCUUUUAAAGUAUCAAGACACGGAGGAUUUUACGGUCACCGGAGAAAAUCUGAUAUGGGAGUAUGACAGGCUAUAAAACAAUAUUUAAAACAACUUUCCUCAACAUAAAAUACCUUCAGUUUUUUGCCGAAGUGACAGAAAUGUCGGCCAUUUUUGCCAUGCACACCGUCAUUCAAAGUUAUGUGAUUCUUCACACAGCUUAAUAUUUAAACUGAAAAAAUAUUACUUGUUGAUCAUAUAAAUAGUUACAGUAUUUGUUCGUAGUAAGAUUUAUGAAUAACCUUAAUAUUUUAGGAUACGGUAAUACAGGAUUUAAAACCAGAGAACUCUACACUAGGGAUGGUUUUGGAGAAAGAUAUGAACGAUAUGAGGCGUGUUUUCCUGCCCCACCAAUCCAACCAUAUAUUGACGAACCCCCAAAACUAAUGGCUCCUCGAAGGAAAAAUUAUUUUGACGGAUACGGUAAUACAGGAUUUGAAACCAGAGAACUCUACACUAGGGAUGGUUUUGGGGAAAGAUAUGAACGAUAUGAGGCGUGUUUUCCUGCCCCACCAAUCCAACCAUAUAUUGACGAACCCCCAAAACUAAUGGCUCCUCGAUGGAAAAAUUAUUUUGACGAACAAUGUUCCGAUGAAUCCAGCGCAAGUUCUAAGGAGGAAUCCUAUCACAAUUUCUCGUGUUCCGAAGACUCCGAUAAUGAUUCCGACGACACCAAUAAUGGAUCCGAGGAGGACUCUGAUUCUGAAUCCGAGGAUUCUGAUAAUGACUCAAAACAUUACAAAUCAUCCCGUAAACAACACGCAGGAUCAGAACAAACAACGACGUCGAGGGAUGGCACAACAGGCGUGCAGAGAAGAAUGGGUUGCCGUUCUACCUAUUGAUCUCUCUACUUUACACUAAAGUAAGCAACAUACCGUCGCAACUAAAGCUUAUCAAGGAGGAGAAGCUUCGAAGUCACCAACGUAACCAACAGGAAGAGGCCAUGAAGAAUCUGAACGACCUAUGGACGAAAUAUGGAGAUAAAACGGUGAAAGCAGGAUAUAUCCUAAGAAACAUCGGUGAUCUGGCUCUUCUAAUCAAGUAAGUACUUGUGACAGUGGAAGUGAACAAAGUGAACAUCGAUUCGAUUUUGUUUUUGUGUUUGUAAAUAUAACUACUCUGUUUAGAUAUGUUCAUAAAUGUUUUAUGUAAUCAAAAUAUAAUGUAUA
Messenger RNA from Mercenaria mercenaria, 2351 nucleotides. RefSeq lists its product as uncharacterized. The transcript is spliced from 4 exons. The record is from RefSeq and is a predicted model, not a curated record. Bases 1416 to 2024 code for a protein of 202 amino acids. NCBI's taxonomy places the organism in Eukaryota, Metazoa, Mollusca, Bivalvia, Venerida, Veneridae.